Patella vulgata (common limpet) is the source of this 2775-nucleotide messenger RNA. RefSeq names its product tetratricopeptide repeat protein 16. Gene Ontology annotation, molecular function: protein binding. The transcript is spliced from 13 exons. Lineage: Eukaryota; Metazoa; Mollusca; Gastropoda; Patellidae. Bases 156 to 2549 code for a protein of 797 amino acids. The record is from RefSeq and is a predicted model, not a curated record.
CGGUAUUUCCCUUAGUUACCGAAAACAACAUGGCAGCCUACAUGAUGGAAACAAAGACAUGAGAUUGAGAAACCGUUUUUCCAUGAAUAACAAUGGCGAUGGAAAUUGAUACAUAUGUAUAAAGGUUUACCAUAAAUUAACAAUAAAAUAUCAACAUGUCAGCAGAAAAAGAUCCCAGCGAAGUUUCAAAGUUAUCUUUUGAAAAGGAAGAAGAGUUAAAACAAUCUAUGGUCGAACCAAAAACGGAUUCUGAUCAUGUCGAAGUAUCAGACAGGAAGGAAGAAGGAGUAACUGUAGUAGUGCAUGAAGAAGAGGGGGGUGACACUGGACAUCAAAAUGAAGUUGAGCCUCCCGAUCCCAGAUCGGAUCCAAAUUUUGUUAAUAUUCAUCAAUUCUUUCCAUCUUUGGAACAUUCAUUUACAAAAACAUCAACAAAAUUUGCUGAAGAACAGGAUAAUAGAAUGGAAGCAGCGAUUAAGGAUUUUGUUGCAGAAGAUUCAACAGUUUUUAGUGAGCAUGGUACCAACAAGCAGUUAGCGUUGACGUCUGAAGCUGCCAGUUGGUCCACUGAUACCUGGGGACCUGAUUAUAACAAUUCAGCUGAUAGAAAUAUGGAUUCAAAGACAGGAGAUGAGAAUGUUUUUGCUACAACUAUUGAUGAAGAGACACUGACGGCAGCCAAAUCUAAAAGUAGUAAAAGUAUCUUUAAUACAGAAGAUUGGCCAGGUGCUAGAUCACCCAGUCCCACAUUUGAUGAGAUCUUGAUUAACAAGGCUGUAGAACACUACGAACAUGCUAUGGAAUUAAAAGAAAAGGGUGACCAUAAAGCAUCUAUUCGGCUUUUAAGCAAGGCUAUUGCUCUUCAAUCAGAGGAUCAUUUGUUUUAUGUUGAAAGAGCAGAAAACUAUGUUCAGCUAUGUGAUUUUCAGUCGGCCAUCUUGAAUUACAAGAAGGCGUGUUUAAUUGCACCUAAUAAUGAUAGUUACUACUCGAGACUAGCUUUUCUUUAUUUCUACCUCGGACAAUUGCUGUUUGAUCAGAGACUUUACCCAGAAUCCCUAGAAUUAUUUUCAAGAGCUUCCGAGAUGAAACCAGAUAAUACAGGAUAUCACAUCAGAAGUAUUUCAUGUUUAGCUGCUUUACAAAGACAUGGUGAAUGUUUAGCUCUAGUAAACAAGAGAUUAGAAACAGAUAAAAAUAAUUCUGAUCUCCUUAUAAUGAGAGCCAGGUUGCAUGAAAUGUUCAGAAAUACAACCUUAUGUUAUUACGAUGUGAAAGAUGCUCUGAAUAUAGAUGAGAAUCAUUCUGUAGCUAAAGAAAUGAUGUAUAGUCUAGAGAAAGCAGCUGAAGAUAGUAAGAAACAAGCCAUGCAACUUAAUAUAUUAGGAAAACAUAGAGAAGCUCUACAGAAAAUAUCAAUAGCUAUAGAAACUAACCCUGCUGUUAGUUCUUAUCAUGUUUUAAGAGGUGCCUUACAUCGUAAAUUAGGUGAUUUUAAUUCAGCAAUAGAUGAUUUUCUAUUGGCCUUAGAUAAAUGUGACCAUGAGGAGGAUAAUCCAGUCUAUAUAGAUUCACAGAGACAAUUAUUAUUGACUUAUAACGAUUUCGCAGUAGAAUGUUUCAAUAAAGGUUUUUAUGAGGAGGCUAUUAUUUUAAUUAAUAAAGCUAUUAAAGGAGAGAAGAGAGAAAAGGGAUUAUAUAUCAAUAGAGGAGAUUGUUUUUUAAAACAAGAUGAGUUGAACUUUGCCCUUCAAGAUUAUCAUCAAGCUCUGGAGAUUGACGGCCAGGAUGCGUUUAUACGAACUAGAAUAUCUGUUAUACAUGCUGAAUUUGCUCAUUCCGCUUAUCAAGAUAAAAAUUAUAAUGAAGCGUUAUCUAAAAUGUCAUUAGCUAUACAAUAUAACCCAACAGUUGGUGGAUAUUAUGUCUCGAGAGCUCGUGCAAAAUAUAUGUUAGAGGAUGCUAACGGAGCGAGACAAGAUCUGAUAUUAGGGAUGUUGUUAGAUCCAACCAAUGAGGACAUAGUAACCAUAUUAUCAAGGUUAUUCCCAGGUAAAUCAGUGAUUGACAUCAUCAAUAGUCGAGCAGCAGAUGCAGGUAGAUUAGCUUUAAGAAAUCUGAUGCCUACAGCUUCACCAGUUAGAUUACAACCUCUUGCACUUCCACAACCGGCUGACGUAAAGAAUUCUGAAGAAGGGGAGAAAGAAACUGAUGAUAAUCCUCCUGUAGUACCUCAUCCACCAUCAAUACCAAAAUGGAAACCAGAGAAGUGUAUGCCAGAUUUAAAAAUGUGUAUGCAAGAACAGGAAUUUAACUUACAAUUUGCAAAAGCUAAAAAGAAGAUAAAUACCAAGUUGAAAGACUCCUAUCACAAACGAAAAACAUUAAAAUCAAAUGCUCCGAGAAUGCAACCGUUACCUCCUUCAUCUGCCAAACCGUUGUAUGGAGCAAACUUAUUCCAUCGACCUGAAAUGAUCAUCAAGCAAACUCCGGAAGAAAAGAAAUCAACGAACUGGAAAACAUUUGGUUUAGGAAUUGGAAUUAAAUGAUAAUUAGAAUUUUUACAUUAACAAUGUCGACAGUGGGAUUACUUCUAAUAUAGUUUGGUGUUAUAUUUUUGAAAGUUAUGAAAUCUUCAACCCAGAUGGUUAAUUUGAUCAUUUUAUUAGUUUUUAUGUAAAUGGUGUUCAGUGGAGUUCAAUAAAUGGUUUAAGACUCUUGAUAGAAAUAAACUGUGAUCAGAGAGUGUUUAUAUAAAAGAUGUAGGUAAUUGGG